Molecule: messenger RNA, 2837 nt
Organism: Camponotus floridanus (Florida carpenter ant)
Lineage: Eukaryota; Metazoa; Arthropoda; Insecta; Hymenoptera; Formicidae
Product: transient receptor potential channel pyrexia-like
Biological process (GO): protein localization to ciliary inversin compartment
Cellular component (GO): ciliary inversin compartment
Molecular function (GO): protein binding
Source: RefSeq, a predicted model, not a curated record
AUGACGCAGAAACAACCUUGGAGCAAGGAGGAGAUCGAAGUAGCAUUAUCGAAUCUUCCGGGAGGCAAUAUAGUUUCAUCUCUGAUUCCUACUCUUCAUGGCGAUACUCUACAAAAGGUUCUGGAAGAAUUUCAAUGUGUGACUCUCAAAAAAAAUGAAAAUCACAAGCAUAAUGUAUCGUUGCCUACAUCCGCAGAUGAAAUUAAGCAAAAUACUACAUUGGUUGACGAAAAUGGAGCAAUGCCUAUUACGACUGCGAGACAACUACUUGUAGAAUGGCCGGAUACGUGUCUACUGAUUUCUAGCUGGCUGGGUCAUGUAGAAAUAGUUAAGGCUUUGUUAGAAAAAGGCGUGCCAGUUUCUACAAGCGACACUGAUGGAAGAACACCGCUACAUCUGGCUGCGUGUACCACGUCCACAGAGAUCGUGGAGGAGCUAUUGAAACAUGGUGCUGAUCCAUGUGAGUGGGAUUUUAAGAAAAAAUGCACCCCGUUGCAUUGCGCUGCCGCAGCUGGUUGCGUUGCUACUGUUAAAUGCUUGAUCAUGUCAGGCGCAAAUGUGCAUGCCAGAAGAAGUCCACUUUAUUACGCCGUGCUGAACAAUGCUGUGGAUUGCGUCGAAGCUCUACUGCAAGCAGGUGCUUGUCCUAAUAAUCCACAGGUUUAUACAAAGAUGCCUUUGCAUGUGGCGGCUAGUUUGGGCAAUGUUCACUGCAUGAAAUUACUGUUGGAUCACGGCGCGGAUGUGACAAUGGAAACAGAAAUCACGAAAUCGACGCCCCUACACUUGGCGGCGAAAAAGGGUAAUGCGGAAUGCACUAGAUUACUGUUGAAAGCCGGCUCAAAAACUGAGACAACAAACUCGAGUGGUCAAACGGCGAUGCACUUGGCAACGCUGGCCCAAUCUGUAGAGACGAUAGACAUGUUGAUUAGCGCUGGUGCAAGGGUGAAUGCAGAGGAUAAUGAAGAACGCACUCCUCUACAUGCUGCGGUUGCAAGUGCUCGGCAAAGCAGUGAACUGGUCAAGACUUUAAUAAAUGCAGGCGCAUCAGUUAAUAAGGCGGACAAUUGCGGUUACACACCGCUGCACAUCGCUGCUUUGAACGAGAGCUCGCACAUAGUGGGGAUGUUGUUGUCAGAAGGCGACAUAACAGCGCGUACCAAGGACGGCAUCACCGCUCUUAGCUUUAUCGUAUCCCGUACUCCGGAGGUGUUAUCGCAACUGGCGACGCGUUUCGAUCAAGCAGUCUCAUUACACUAUCACGAACUUGGCGAUAUGGACUGUGAACUGCGAGUGGAUUUUCGACCAUUGGUUCCAUUGGGCGGUCGCAACGAAACUCUGCUCUGUCUGGUGGAGGCCGGUCAAGGUGACACUAAACACCCAUUGUGCCAGAGUUUUCUCUAUCUAAAAUGGAAGCGUAUUCGCAAGUUUUUCCUGCUCAGUCUUCUGUUCCAUUUAAUCUUUGUUACUUUCUUCACCGGCUUCGUCUGUACGACAUAUUCGACAUAUUGGCGCAAUAUAAAAGUGAGCAAUGUUCUUUUCUGGCCAAUAUUAGGUUUUACCUGCAUACUCGCGAGUAAAAACCUCUUUCAAAUUACCUAUGGUAUUUGCUAUUAUAUUAAACGCUGGAAAAACUGGCUAGAGUGGAGCGUGAUCGUGACAUCCAGCAUCAUCUUGAUUCCUCCAGCGCGUUUAUGGCAAUAUCAUGUUUCGGCCCUAGGUAUUUUCUUGGCCUGGAUUCUGCUGAUGAUUGUGAUCUAUCGGUUUCCCACGUUUAGAUUGUUCGUACAAAUGUGUAUGCGAGCGUUCAUCAAUUUGAUCAAAUUUUGUAUAAUCUUCGUUAGUCUUAUAACCGGCUUCGCUCUUAGUUUUCAGGUUUUAAUAAAUUUAGUAGUCAAGUCUUACAUAAAAAUAAAGUCAGAUAAUAUGGAUCCAAAGAUGGUUUUCUCUGAAGAGAAGGAUCUAAAGAUGGUUUUCUCUGAAGAUAUGGAUCCAAAGGUGGUUUUCUCUGAAGAUGUGGAUUCAAAGGUGGUUUUCUCUGAAGAAUAUCUUCAAUGGUUAUAUAAGUUUCUUGAAAUUUCUUACGCGAUUAAUGUAAUAUUUUUUGGGUUCGUUAUCUUGGUGGCAGUGACACUAAUAAAACUAAAGACUAGUCUGGCUGCGACGGAUAUGGAGAAGUUACAUAGACGCGCGGGUCUCGAACGACUGGUGUGUCACGCCAAGGUAAUAGCUUGUUUCGAAAAUAUGCUUGAUUACACUCAUGCGUGUAAAAUAAUACAAGCGUGCAGAAAGAAUAUACUACUGUUGUAUCCAUCGCAUGAUUGUACCCUUGAUACCCUACAUAUUCGGAUGAAUGAUCCGCGCGACAAGCGUCUACCACGAGAGCUCAUUCAGUCGUUGUAUCGUCUGGCCCUUGAGCAGAAAAUACGACGAGCGACUUUUUACACAUCAUCAUUCAAAAACAUUACCGCAAAUAAACCGAAUCAUGCGAGACUCAGCAGGACGUACAGCAAUGACAGUAACCAACAGCAUCUGAACGAAAUCAUGGCCGAGCUAAAGAAAUGCUCCCAUAAUGUGGCCGAGCUAAAGAAAUGCUCUCAUGACAUCAGUAUCAGGUUAUAUAGCUUGACGAACAAGAUAGAGAAUAUAGACCGAGAUAGAGAUUUGACGAUAUAUUUAUAACAUUAUUAACGUUGCCUAAUAUUCUAUAUUGAACAUUUGAAUUGUUUUAAAAAAGCGAAACUCGAAUGGUCUACCAAAGCAGAAUCUAAAAUUCAAGGAACAAUGCAAAGAUAUGAUACACUAAAGCAACUAACAAAUCGAAAAUAAUUAUAAAU